CUCGAAGGUCCGAUAGAUGUCCUGUCAAAAGCAGUAUCAAGUCAUCGCAAAGCUUUGACAUUUAGAAUUGUUUGUCAAGGAAAAUCUUGUGUAAAUUUGUAUUUAAAAUAUAAUGGCGGAUGUUUUAACGGAAACCGUGCAACCGGAAGACCUUAAGAGAUUCGAGAAGAUUUAUCACGAACAAUUGUACAGAAACGAUGUUACGCCUAAAGCACAGUUUGAAUACGGUUGGUGUUUGGUACGAAGUAAAUAUUCGGCUGAUAUAAAAAAAGGAAUAAUUUUGUUGGAGGAAUUGUAUAGGACACAUGAAGAAGGACAGCGGGACUAUUUGUAUUACUUAGCCAUUGGCAAUGCAAGGCUAAAAGAGUAUUCAAAGGCUCUAAGUUAUGUCAGGUCUUUUCUAUCUAUAGAACCAGGUAAUCAGCAAGUGAUAAAUUUGCACCAAACCAUCAAGAAAAAAAUGGAAAAAGAGGGUUUAGUUGGAAUGGCAAUGGCGGGAGGAGUGGUGUUAGCAGUGGGAGCAAUCGUUGGCUUUGGAAUGGCAAUUGCUAGCAAAGUUAAAUCAUAGUCUUAUAAACAUAAAAAACUGUAUUUAUAUUCUUUUAUUAAAUGGCAUUUACUGUCUAUGGUAAUUUUUAUUGGUUAACUUACUACAAUUAGUCGAUGUUGUUUUAAAAAAAUUAUGUAUUGUUAAAUGUUGACUGCUCUUUAUUAAAAGGAUUUGUUAGAAAUGUUUUAGUUGUUAGUUUAACAUAGGUCUAAAAUUAUUUUAGUCAUAAAAGGCUGUAUACUACUAAUUAUUACUUAUUCUUGUUUUUAUAACAAAAACAUAUCCAUUAUUUUUACACAUAAGUAGAUACCUAGUUAUAGAGUGAAAACAUAAUUCUGUCAAUAUUUAUUAAUGUCUAUUUUGUACAUAUUAUAUUUCAACAGUUUUUCAAUGAAUAAAUAAA
Messenger RNA from Brassicogethes aeneus, 953 nucleotides. NCBI's taxonomy places the organism in Eukaryota, Metazoa, Arthropoda, Insecta, Coleoptera, Nitidulidae. The record is from the annotation of a GenBank genome assembly.